This is a messenger RNA of Amorphotheca resinae ATCC 22711, 987 nucleotides long. RefSeq lists its product as hypothetical. Lineage: Eukaryota; Fungi; Ascomycota; Leotiomycetes; Helotiales; Amorphothecaceae. The transcript is spliced from 2 exons. Gene Ontology annotation, cellular component: TIM23 mitochondrial import inner membrane translocase complex. The record is from RefSeq and is a predicted model, not a curated record. Gene Ontology annotation, biological process: protein import into mitochondrial matrix. The coding region runs from base 71 to 490 and encodes 139 amino acids.
CAUUGCUAUACCAUCCAAUUCCGACCCCCGAUCUCAGAAGCUGUGUCUGUUGGGCGUUCUUUAUCACAGUAUGGCGCAUCGAAUAAUAACACAAGUCGUCCUGACCGGCUCACGGGUCCUCGGACGAGCCUUCGCAGAAGCCUACAAGCAAGCCAGUGCCUCCUCACAAUACGCCAAAGCCCAAGCCAAAAAGAACCCUGGAGGAGCCACUUCAUUUGGUGCGAAUGGACUCACGCUUGACGAAGCCUGCAAGAUCCUCAAUGUCAAGCCGCCGCAGAAUGGGAAGGCGAAUAUGGAGGAUAUAAUGGAGAGGUUCAAGAAACUGUUCGAUGCCAACGAUCCAAAGAAGGGAGGGAGUUUCUAUCUGCAGAGUAAAGUGCUGCGGGCGAGGGAGAGGUUAGAGAGCGAGAUCCGGCAAGCGGAGGAGAGGGCGAGCCGGGAAGCGGAGCUGAAGGAAGGAUGGAAGCCCAAGGUGUUCAAGGACCGGUAGCGUGGAGUUCGGCGUUGGUGGUUGUGGUACCUGCCAUGCUGGUAGGCACAUGAAGGGGUUGCUCAGAAAACGCGGCCUACAUUAUUGUCCCGUUGGACGAUCGAUCCGAGCACAGUCUCAAAAUCUUCCCUCUGUAUUCGACAUAGCCAGGCGUUUGGGACUACACUGUAUAAUCAGGGAUAUGGUCAGCAUUUACAUCGGCCUUGGCGUCCAAUAUGUAUAUGUACGAUAUAAGGUGUGAAUGAAGAUAUUUCUAAGAGCUACAAUGACACUACCAGUCUAGACAGGUGGCUCUCCCUCAAUACCAUAAUACAAUACUGCGUGAAUAGUUCAGUAAGCGCCAAGAUAAUGCGGUAUCAGAAGUCACGAUUCGCAGCAUUCCGUUCUUGAUAACAGUCAUAUAUUGCAUAUGGCCUCUCACUGAGACGAGACAAUCAAGAGGCUGCUGCUGCAAGUCCACCAUCUAUAUCAAUAGCAGUGCCAGUAACAAAGCUAGC